Emericellopsis atlantica is the source of this 681-nucleotide messenger RNA. RefSeq lists its product as uncharacterized. The coding region runs from base 200 to 658 and encodes 152 amino acids. NCBI's taxonomy places the organism in Eukaryota, Fungi, Ascomycota, Sordariomycetes, Hypocreales, Bionectriaceae. The record is from RefSeq and is a predicted model, not a curated record. The transcript has 4 exons.
GCAGCACGGUGAGCUCAGCGAUGAUGCUCACUCCGUGGUGGCAACGAGGUGUAGAAAUCCGUAUAUAAGUCGCCUUGCCGUCUCUGGGACACAAUCGAAUCCUCCUCUCCAGCACAUCACCAGCGUCCAAUUCCAGCAUCAAUCCCAAGAUACACCUCUUUGACGCCCAAAUACAUCUUAACCGACCACCACAUUCACCAUGAAGGUCUCCGUCCUCGCCCUCGCCGCCGUCCUCGGCUUGACCUCUGCCCAGAAGGCUGUCGUGGUCAACAACUGCAACUCAGCCAUCUAUGUGCAGUCCUACCCCUACGACGGUGGCAAGCCCGGUCCUCUCACCACGGUGAAGCCCGGCAAGUCCUUCUCUGAGGACUUCCGCCCGUCUGGAUCUACCGUCAAGCUUGCCAAGACCAAGACUCUUAGCGAGCCUCUGUUCUUUGGCUACUCCUUCUCCAGCAACCCCGACUAUGCCUACUAUGAACUCAGCUCCGAAUGGGGGAACCCCUGGAUCAAGGACCACAACAUUCUGAGCCCCGGAGCUGGUUGUGAGGUGUUUGACUGCGACCCCAACGAAGCGAGCUGCUACAGCACCCCUGCCCACAAGAAGGUCUACGGCUGCCCCCAGCCCGUGGAUCUGACUGCUACCAUCUGCAAGCAGUAGACAUAUAUAUUCACAUAGAAACA